Molecule: messenger RNA, 414 nt
Organism: Ostertagia ostertagi
Lineage: Eukaryota; Metazoa; Nematoda; Chromadorea; Rhabditida; Trichostrongylidae
Source: the annotation of a GenBank genome assembly
AUGAUGAUAAAAAGAUCAGACCAGCUUUCCGCGCCACCUGCCCCAACGCAGCCGGGCAUUUCCAUUGUUGAUUAUACCAAGAAGGCUACGGUGGAAAUGGAGAAGCAACUGGUGAAGAUCGGGCUGAUCUCCAAAACGGAUAUUAAAAACCAGGACCCGGAAAACCCGGCUUACCGCAAGUAUUUCUAUCACGGCAUUACCCACCACCUGGGCAUUGAUGUGCAUGAUAUCGGCACCCGUGUAUUACCGAUCAAAGAAGGUAUGUUGUUUACGGUAGAGCCGGGCAUUUAUAUUGAAGAAGAGCAAAUGGGCAUCCGUAUUGAAAACAAUAUCUGGAUCACCAAAACGGGUCAUGUGGAUCUGUUCAAGAACAUUCCGAUCACGGUGGAAGAAAUUGAAGCUGCGAUGAAGUAA